Molecule: messenger RNA, 763 nt
Organism: Williopsis jadinii
Lineage: Eukaryota; Fungi; Ascomycota; Saccharomycetes; Phaffomycetales; Wickerhamomycetaceae
Gene: TAN1
Product: putative tRNA acetyltransferase
Exons: 2
Coding region: 27-698 (223 amino acids)
Biological process (GO): tRNA modification
Molecular function (GO): RNA binding
Source: RefSeq, a predicted model, not a curated record
GGAAAAGACCUAUUAACAAGAGCAAAAUGGGAGAAAAGAGAAGAGGUAAUGGUAACCAGAGAGGCGGUGCUAAGAAGUACAAGUUGAACCCUGGGAUCAUUGACCCACAAACUUCUGGUGUAUACGCAACGUGCAAUCGUCGUAAGGAGAAGUCAUGUGCUAAUGAGAUGAAGAUGCUGAUUCAAGAAACUGCAGAGAAGCUUUAUGGCGAUGCACUUGUGGGGGACGUUGAUGAUGAAGAUGAUACUGAUGAAAACUUGAGCAUUGAGGAGUCAUUGAAGAGAGAAUUGUCUAGUCUGCAGAAGAAGGAUACAACGAAGAAAGAGCCGAUUCAGAACAUCGAUCUUGGAUGUGAAUGUGUUGUGUUCUUCAAGACGAGACCUCCGAUUCGUCCUGAAGAGCUGGUUGAGCAAAUCUGUAAAGAUGCAUUCGACUCAAAGUCAAAGAGCACGAGAUUUACGCAGAAGUUGACACCUAUUACAUUCAGUUGUAGUGCUUCAAUGGAGGAAGUUGAGAAAUUGGCAAAGAAAGUCCUUGCACCACAUUUCCAUAAGAGUGAAGGUCAAGAGCCUCACACCUUUGCAAUCAAGGUGAGUGCAAGAAACUUUAACACUUUGGAGAAGCCAGAUAUUUUACAGAAAGUUGCCAGUUGUGUUGGACAUGAGCAUGGACAUAAGGUUGAUUUAAAAAAACUAUGAAAAGUUGAUCUUGGUGGAAUGUUUCAAGAACAAUAUCGGUAUGAGUGUUGUUGACAACUAUGACA